CGACAUGGUCAGCUGCUUUGCUAAACAGAAACAUUUGGGGUCCUUUCUCAUUUCACGUGUGCGUCUGCUGCUCUGCAUCGUGAGAGGGAACCAUGCCGAAGUCAAAGAGGGACAAGAAAAUUUCGUUAACGAAAACCGCAAAAAAAGGACUCCAGUCAAAACAGAAAUUAAUCGAGGAGUUACGGAAAUGUGUGGACACAUACAGAAACUUGUUCAUAUUCUCUGUGGCUAAUAUGAGGAAUAACAAACUGAAAGACAUCAGGACAGCGUGGAAACACAGCCGAUUUUUCUUCGGCAAAAAUAAAGUCAUGGUGGUUGCCUUGGGUAAAAGAGAAACCGAUGAAUACAAAGAUAAUUUGCACAAGGUCACCAAGUAUCUGCGAGGAGAAGUAGGAGUACUAUUCACUAACAAAACAAAGGAUGAGGUACAAGAGUAUUUCAGUCAUUUCAAAGAGAUGGAUUAUGCACGAGCAGGCAACCGUGCACAGAUGGACACAACACUGGAUGAGGGACCCCUUGAUCAGUUUCCUCACUCAAUGGAGCCCCAGCUGAGGCAAUUGGGACUUCCCACUGCUCUCAAGAAAGGCGUGGUGACCCUGCUGAAGGACCAUGAAGUCUGUAAGGACGGAGACGUGCUCACUCCUGAGCAGGCUCGUAUUCUGAAACUCUUCAACAUUGAGAUGGCCGAAUUCAAGGUGCAGAUCAAAUGUAUGUGGAACUCAGAAACAGGCGAGUUUGAAAACGUUGCUGGUGGGGAAGAGCCUAUGGAUAAUGGAGAGGAAGACGACGACGACGAUGCAGAAUAAAUCGUCUGCAAGGGCAGGGGAAGCUUGUGCGCCUUUUUUAUUAUAAUUUUUUUGGCCUGCAUUCAACUGCAGGGGGACAUAAAUGUAAAAACCAUUCAGCCUGGCUACCAGUGCUCCACCUGGAGUCUGUGAACUCUCUCCUUUGUCAUUUUUUCACCCCAAAACAGGACCUACUGUCCUACAUUUACCAGUUUCAGCUUCGGACUGAGUUGUUCAGUAAAAACUGGUGAAUGGAGUUGAAGACUUAAUGAUCUCCCGUAUGUAAUCAUGUUGAUGCUACUUGUAAUCACAAUAAUUUUGUACGCACAAUGUCAUCACGUGCUGAACUAACCCACUUGCUGUAUUUUAUCCGUAGAAAAAUACAAAAACAUUUUGUUGUGACAAAAAAAUUAUUUUAUUGUAACAGUUUAAGACAGACUUCAGAAAAUGUUGUUUUUUUUCCCUGGAAAAAUAUUUUAGUUUUUACAUUUGUACAUUGACAAUGAAGUGCUCUAAACGUAAUGCA
Eleginops maclovinus (Patagonian blennie) is the source of this 1311-nucleotide messenger RNA. RefSeq names its product MRT4 homolog, ribosome maturation factor (gene mrto4). The transcript has 8 exons. Gene Ontology annotation, cellular component: nucleolus; preribosome, large subunit precursor. The record is from RefSeq and is a predicted model, not a curated record. Bases 93 to 806 code for a protein of 237 amino acids. NCBI's taxonomy places the organism in Eukaryota, Metazoa, Chordata, Actinopteri, Perciformes, Eleginopidae. Gene Ontology annotation, biological process: ribosomal large subunit assembly; nuclear-transcribed mRNA catabolic process; ribosomal large subunit biogenesis. Gene Ontology annotation, molecular function: RNA binding.